Gopherus evgoodei (Goodes thornscrub tortoise) is the source of this 1411-nucleotide messenger RNA. RefSeq names its product SWI/SNF related, matrix associated, actin dependent regulator of chromatin, subfamily d, member 3 (gene SMARCD3). Gene Ontology annotation, biological process: regulation of transcription by RNA polymerase II. The transcript has 11 exons. Lineage: Eukaryota; Metazoa; Chordata; Testudines; Testudinidae. Bases 287 to 1396 code for a protein of 369 amino acids. Gene Ontology annotation, cellular component: SWI/SNF complex; nucleus. The record is from RefSeq and is a predicted model, not a curated record.
GCCCCGCGCGCGCCGGGAGCGGAACCGCGGCCCCGUGAGCGGGAGAGUCCGGGACCGGCGGGCUGGAGCGUGGACAUGAGGAGCUGGAUUCGAAUGUGUCCUGCGUUUGCUGCGUUACAGUAGUUCCUGCUUCAGUUAGAUCAGAACCUUCCCUGCUAAUUCAUCAUGACAUAACCAACCAGCCACCUCCCACUGCAUAGUUGGAUAAGCUUCUUGUUUCGCAUUGUUCCAAGCACAUGUGACUCAAGGCCUUCAUCAUCCACCUAGUCUGGUACAGCGCCCUGGGAUGCCAUCAGGUGCUCGAAUGCCCCAUCAGGGGGCUCCAAUGGGUCCCCCAGGCUCACCAUAUGUUGGAAGCCCCUCAGUGCGCCCUGGAAUGCCCCAAGCAGUGAUGGAACCAACACGAAAACGCACAGCACCUCAGCAGGUACAGCAACAGCAGGUGCAACAGCAGGUGCAACAGCAGCAGCAAGCAACUCAGACCCGAACCCGGAGUGCCAAGAGGAGGAAGAUGGCUGACAAAAUUCUCCCUCAGAGGAUCCGGGAGUUGGUUCCUGAGUCCCAGGCCUACAUGGACCUGUUAGCCUUUGAACGCAAACUGGACCAGACCAUUAUGAGGAAGCGGGUGGACAUUCAGGAAGCCCUGAAGAGACCGAUGAAGCAAAAACGGAAACUGAGGCUGUACAUCUCCAACACCUUUAACCCUGCAAAAUCUGAUGCUGAUGACUCUGAUGGCAGCAUUGCAUCCUGGGAGCUGCGAGUGGAAGGGAAGCUCCUGGAUGAUCUCAGCAAACAGAAGCGGAAAUUUUCCUCCUUCUUUAAAAGUUUGGUCAUUGAGCUGGACAAAGAUCUUUAUGGACCUGACAAUCAUUUGGUGGAGUGGCAUAGAACUCCCACUACCCAGGAGACUGAUGGCUUCCAGGUGAAGAGGCCUGGUGAUGUGAGUGUGCGGUGCACACUUCUCCUCAUGUUGGAUUACCAGCCUCCACAGUUUAAACUGGACCCACGACUGGCCCGUUUGUUGGGAAUACAUACACAGACCCGAUCAGCAAUUAUCCAGGCCCUCUGGCAGUACAUCAAAACAAACAAACUGCAAGACUCCCAUGAUAAGGAAUAUAUCAACUGUGACAAAUACUUCCAGCAGAUCUUCGAUUGUCCACGGCUAAAAUUUUCCGAAAUUCCUCAGAGACUCACUAAUCUGCUGCUGCCUCCAGACCCCAUAGUUAUAAACCACAUCAUCAGCGUUGACCCCAAUGACCAGAAAAAGACAGCGUGUUAUGACAUUGACGUGGAAGUUGAAGAUCCCUUAAAAGGACAAAUGAGUAGCUUUCUCCUCUCAACAGCCAACCAGCAGGAGAUCACAGCACUGGACAACAAGGUAGGGGGACAACAAUAAGGUGGGGAGGGAUAG